UCAUUCUCUGAUUCUCUUUGUUCACACACAAUUUCCGUUCUUCAUGCUCGAUUUCCAGCUCUUCCUUCUGGAUAUGAGUUCGACAUUUUGGAGACUUCCAUUCAUUUUUCUUUUCAUCAACUUGAACUUUGAUUGUCUUGGUUAUUGGGAAUUGUGGUGAUGAAAUUGGAGAAUGAGUGUUUUCACCGGUGAUCAUUCCCUUGUGCACUGCAACAUGGCUUCUUUAACCCCGAGCUCCACCAACAUUUCACUUACUCAAGCUGUUUCCCUCACAACUAACAAAAGCAACAUCUUGUCCAGACCUAGCAUCCUGCGCAAUGUUAACAAACAUAAAUUGACAGCGCAGCGACAUGCACUACCUCUCUCAACAUCGAUCAGAUUGUUUCCCCAAUUUCAUAUUGGGUGUGUUCUGAAGCCUAAGCAUAGGACUCUUGCAGUAUAUGCUUCUGGUACAGAUGUUGCUGUGGAGGAGGCAGAUUUGUCUUUAGCAGAUAGCGAAGCCUCAGUGAGUGCCACAAAUGCUGCAGAAACCGGUGGAGAGUCAGCUGUUGUACCUGAAACCAGUCCUAUUAAGUCUCAACGUUCAAGACCUUCUAGAAAGAGUGACAUGCCGCCUGUGAAGAAUGAGGAACUUAUUGCAGGAGCAACGUUUACUGGAAAAGUCCGAUCAAUCCAGCCAUUUGGUGCUUUUGUUGACUUUGGCGCUUUUACUGAUGGGCUUGUUCAUGUUUCUCAGUUGAGUGAUAGCUAUGUGAAGGAUGUUGCUAAUAUAGUUUCUGUUGGACAAGAGGUGACAGUAAGAUUAGUUGAAGCGAAUUUGGAAACGGGGCGAAUAUCCCUGAGCAUGCGUUCUGACAGCUCUAGCAGGGUUCAACAACAAAGAGAAUCUCCAGAUGGAAAUGAUAAAUCCAGACCUCCUAGAAGGAUGAGUCAAAAUUCCAAUCAGAGAAGAGACGAGCCAAAGAAAUUCUCAAAGUUCGUCAAAGGCCAAGAUCUGGAGGGAACUGUCAAAAAUCUAACUAGAGCUGGUGCUUUUAUUUCUCUUCCUGAGGAUGAGGAAGGAUUCCUGCCUCAAUCCGAGGAAAACGAUGAGGGGUUUGGGAGCAUUAUGGGUGUUACUUCAUUGGAAGUAGGGCAAGAAGUCAGUGUCCGAGUUUUGCGUAUUUCUAGAGGACAGGUAACAUUAACUAUGAAAAAGGAUGAAGAUGUUAAACAGUUGGAUUCGAAGCUAACCCAAGGCACGGUACAUACAGCAACUAACCCUUUUGUUCUAGCUUUCCGUAGCAAUGAAUCUAUUGCUACCUUUUUAGAUGAAAGAGAAAGUGAGAAGCAACAAGCUGAGGAAGCAGAGGAAAUCUCAAAGGAUGCCGAUGACAUGGUAGCCAGCAUAACAGAGGACACUUCAGCCAUAGAAAAAAAAUCCGAAGACUCUGAAACUAAAGAUGACGAGGUCAGAGUUAUUGAAGAAGUUCAGGCCAGCUCUGUUUUAGUUGGCGAUGAUGGAAGCCCGCAAACUGAAGACCAAGAAACCAAUUCUUUAACUGAAGCUGAAGAGAGUAAUGAUGGUGACGUAUCUGGAGGGAUAGCUGAUAUUUCUUCCCAGAUUGUUGAAAACGCUAUUGAAAGUUUGGUUGAUAAUGCAACUUCAGAAGAUGAGUUAGCUGUGGAUCCUGGAUCUGUUGCUGCAACUGAAAGGGAUAUAGAACAGCAACAAUCUGGAGAAUCAACUAAUCAGACCAGACCUGGUGUCACUGGCGAAGAAACACCAAAAGCAGCUGAUGAUGUAAUAGCAGAAGUUGAAGAGAAGAGUGAAGAAGCAGACAGCUCUACCAUCACACAAGAUAAUGAAGUUACUGCAGCCAUCAAUCCUGUGGAAAGUGACAGCUUAAGUGCAGAAACUGAGUCUGGGGAUAUUGAAGCCAAACCUGCAGAAAGUCCUGUCACCAUUAGUGACAAUCUUGGAGUCGAUAUAGCUGUGAAUGGUGAAGAAAACCAAACUUCUGCUGAUCCUCAGCCAAACGGUGAUGCCUCAAAUUCAAUCGAACAAAGCAGCAACGAAUCGCCUAAAGAAACAGUUGUAAAAGCUGCUGUAUCACCAGCUCUUGUGAAGCAGUUGCGGGAGGAAACAGGAGCAGGAAUGAUGGACUGUAAAAGAGCCCUUUCCGAGGCUGAAGGAGAUAUUGAAAAAGCCUACGAGUACCUCCUUAAGAAAGGUUUAGCUAGUGCUGAUAAGAAAGCCAGUAGGGCUACAGCUGAAGGAAGAAUUGGUUCAUAUAUCCAUGAUAGCAGGAUUGGUGUCCUCAUAGAGGUGAACUGUGAGACAGAUUUUGUCGCUCGAGGUGACAUUUUCAGAGAACUGGUUGAAGACUUGGCCAUGCAAGUGGCCGCAUGCCCUCAAGUACAGUAUCUUAGCCCAGAAGAUGUUUCACAAGAGUUUGUUGAUAAGAAAGAAACAGAAAUGCAGAAGGAAGAUCUACUGUUGAAGCCAGAGCAAAUUAGAUCCAAAAUUGUCGAGGGGCGCAUAAGGAAGAGGUUGGAAGAGCUUGCCUUACUGGAACAGCCGUUUAUCAAGGAUGAUAAAGUAGUGGUUAAGGACUGGGUGAAGCAGACCAUUGCAACGAUUGGAGAAAAUAUAAAAGUCAAGAGGUUUAUACGCUACAACCUCGGAGAAGGUUUAGAAAAGAAAAGCCAGAACUUUGCUGCAGAGGUUGCUGCCCAGACUGCGGCUAAACCAGUUUCAACAUCUACAAACCAGGAGCCUGCUGCUUCUGAGACCAAAGAAACCGUACAGGAGACUCCAAAAGCUGCAGUUUCUGCUGCGCUGGUUAAACAAUUACGCGAGGAAACUGGAGCUGGAAUGAUGGACUGCAAAAAAGCUCUCUCAGAAACUGGGGGAGACCUUGAGAAGGCACAUGAGUAUCUGAGGAAGAAGGGGCUUGCAGCAGCCGACAAAAAAUCAAGCCGAAUUGCUGCUGAAGGGAGAAUCGGAUCCUAUAUUCAUGAUUCCCGCAUUGGAGUUCUGUUUGAAGUUAAUUGUGAAACCGACUUUGUGGGUAGGAGCGAAAACUUCAAAGAAUUGGUUGAAGAUCUGGCGAUGCAAGUUGUGGCCUCCCGGCAGGUGCAGUACGUAUCAGUUGAAGAUGUCCCGGAAAGUGUUGUUACCAAAGAGAGAGAGCUGGAGAUGCAGAGGGAGGAUCUUCAGUCGAAGCCCGAGAGCAUAAGAGAGAAGAUUGUUGAUGGAAGAAUCGCAAAGAGGCUCGGAGAGCUGGCUCUUCUGGAGCAACCUUACAUCAAGAACGAUACGAUGCUCGUGAAGGACCUGGUGAAGCAAACUGUUGCUGCACUGGGGGAGAACAUCAAAGUCAGGAGGUUUGCCCGUUUCACACUUGGGGAGACACGUGAUGCAGUAGUCGAAGAGCAGGCCUGAGAUGCGGUGGGGAAACUCCACUCUGAUUACAGAGAGUGAGACCUGUAAAUUUUGAUCUGUGGAGCUGUUGAGUUCUCUCAGUAGAGUUAUCUCUACACUGCAGGUAUUUUACUUGAUUCUUUUUGUUAGAACAAAACGCAGUUGCAAAUGUCGAAACUUCGAGGGAGAAGGGUUUGCGCUCGCAUUUCAUUA
Messenger RNA from Salvia hispanica, 3619 nucleotides. The record is from RefSeq and is a predicted model, not a curated record. NCBI's taxonomy places the organism in Eukaryota, Viridiplantae, Streptophyta, Magnoliopsida, Lamiales, Lamiaceae.